GGUCAGAGUCUACGUGGUGAGGUUUGGAACCACUAAUCCGGUUGUACACUUAUCACCAUGGUUGAGACCUGUAGUGGGAUAGACACUAGCCCCUACACCAAGGAGCAGCAAGAGAAGAUGGUCGCCUUAGUGAGAGAAAACAAGGAGAGCAAAGAGCGCGAGAAGCAGGCGAAGUUAAAGGCUAUCGCAGAGGAGCAGGCGGCCAAGAUGAAGGAAUUGGAGGAGGAGAUGGAGAAAAAGAAAAAGGUUGUUGAAGAAGAAGCGGCAGCAGAAGAAGAAAAAGAGAGAAUGCGUAUCGAGAGUAGAGAGGGGAGUAGUGGCACGAAGAGGGAUACGGACGCAGAGAUGGAGAGGAGAAUAAGUGAGUGGGUUGCUAAUUUAUCGUUGGGAGAAGAUGAGGAGGCAGAGUCCUAUGAGUGUAGGAAGGAAGUGUUGGCCCAGCCAGAUGAUAAGGCCAAGUGGGACAAGGUACUGGGCUACCUAGAGGUGCUGAGUAAAGCAUGGAUGGAGGAGCGCCAAGUCAGUUGGAGCCAAGACGUAGCUCUGAGUGCCAUGCGGUCGGGAUUCAGAGACUUUGCGCGCGAGAUCGUCACCCACAUUGGGGGCGAAGUCAGGCAAUUGAGGGACAACGUAGGGAAGUUUUGUGAGGGCGCCAUUGAGGGUGCCAAAGCCAUAGCCGCUGUAGAGGGCGAGGUCAGGCCCCGUAAAGAGCCUGUCAAGCUCAAGUUCCCAGACGCCUACGGGGGAAAGAAGGAGGAGAACUUUGACAACUGGGAGGCCAGUGUCAAUAGUUAUAUAUAUCUACAACACAUCCUGAUUGAGGAGCAAGUCCUCGUCGCUUUCCAGGCCCUCAAAGAUGAAGCGGCCAGUUUCGCUAGGUUCCUUGCGCGCGCAGCCGGUUGUGAGAACAACUUGGUUGCUUACUCCAAAGUUACCCCCCUUCCUCAGUUCUUUAAGCUCCUGAAGGAGCGGUUCGCUGACCCAACGAGAGGUGUUCGCGCCUCUGAUAAGUUACAGACGAUCCACUCACGACAGUGGAGGAGUGCAAGGGCACUCAAGGGCACAAUGGACGGCAUUGUAGACGAAGAUGUCUUCAGAACAGGAGGUAGAGGUCGUCCACAGAAACAGUAUAAGGUCCGGUUUGCUUAUCAGGAACCGGAAGAGGACCGCUGGUUCACAAGAACAGAACUUCUAGAAACAGCUCCCGACAUAGUCAGAGCCUAUGAGCGUGAUAAGAAGGGUAAAGUCGUCAAAGGAAUGAUGGGGUUCGAUGCCAGGCGAAGAUCGGAGAAAGCACCACGGAGGGGGAAUGCACCGGCAGGACCAAAAGAUUGUGCGGUUGUGGAAGAGUUUGCUGUUGACCUUGACAUUGACGAAAAUAAGUGCCAUACGGUGAAAGAUUGCAGAGCAUUCCGAAAACGUAAACUUCCAAGCGGAGGGGAUGGAGAAUGACAGCACGGGAUCGGGAAGCUGUGACAGAAACGGUGUGCGGCACGAGUGGACUUUGUGUGGACAGAAAAAGGUAUGCAACAUGAGAUAGGAAAGGGGUGGAGGGUGCCAGCAUUGUAUUGGUCGUAUCUUUCUUGAUGUUGAGAAUCUUAGAGCGACAGAAAAGGUCAGCGACCACAUGAGCAGGCGACGCUCGACAGCUUGUGACGUUGAAAGUUUAAACCAUCGGUACUUCCUGGAGGUGAGCCAGUUCGCACGCUAGAAUAGGAUGUGUGCUGAGCCUGCUGCACAAGCACAAGCACAAGCAGAAAAACGUUAUCUAUUAUAUAUAUCUACGACCGUAAAUGUCGGAGGUCGGCGUAGCUGGGAAAAGUACUGUGGUUGAAGAGAGAAAGAUGUCAGAGGUGGAUGUGUUGCUCAGUGCAAUUACGAGGAGGCUGUUAGACGUGGAAAUUUUUGCGUGCAGGAUUAGUUUUCAGUGGGUUGCUUGAGGAGGAGGAGGUAAAAGAGUUGUAUUGGUUUCUUGUCUGUUGAUUUAUUUUUUUUCGUAUUGCUAACGUCGUUUUUGCUGUGCCAGAAUAGAUCUUAUUUCUGUAUUUCAUAUUUGUAAGUUGCUGUUUUGAGUAGGGUAGGAGUGCCUGUCUUCAUUUACAGGGGUUUACAGGGGUUGGAAAGGCAAAAAAAAUUGUGUUUGAGAUUCGAAUUGCACCAGGAUUUGCCGGCGAAGCAGGUGUGGCGUAGGCAUUGCUACGCGUCUGCUCGACAAAAAUCACUGGUUAGAAAACCGAAUAGCAAAAAAUUGGUUUCCUAUUCGCUACGCGUCUGCUAACAGGGGUAGAGAAGUCUGCAUUGAUAUUGAUCGACUUCAGAACGACGGAUUUUCAUCAAAAGAGGUCUCUGAGCAGUGAGAUGACGGUUAGGAUCGAUGUCGCAUGUUAUAGCCGAAACCCGAGUAGCACUACGUAUCUUCCCAGAGGUGCGACAGCUAGCAUGCUAGGAGGUCUUCCUUGAAUAGGACGUACGAAUCAUCCUCUCUUUGCGUUGGUGGCUCCCCCCCUCGUACGGAUCAUCCUCUCUUUGCGUUGGUCGCUCCCCUUCGUUUAUUACUGUGUUUCAGUCUUUGAUAUGUAUUUUUGCUGUUGUCGCAUGCUGGCCGGUUUUACCGAGGGCUUUCUUUUCCAGCCGUUUGCUCGCCUUGUCGGUCAGCGGCUUGCACUGGGGCGGUCAGCGUCUGGUGUUGACCGGUCCAGCAGGAGCAGCUUGGAUUGGGCAGCCAGCCGAGCCAUCUAUGGAGCGGUCCUGGGUCAUCAUCAUCAGCAGCUUGCAUUGGGCAGCCAGCCGAACCAUCUAUGGAGCGGUCCUGGGCCAUCAGCAGCAGCAGCUUGCAUUGGGCAGCCAGCCGAGCCAUCUAUGGAGCGUAAUGUUGACGGCCCAGGACCAAUGCAAGCUGCUGCUUGCAUUGGGCAGCCAGCCGGGCCAUGUUUUGUCAGAAGGAAAAGUACCAGAGUUGCUGUGGCCUGUGACAAAGUUACGAGUGCCUGUUAUGCUGCUGCUGCUGCUGCUGCUGCUGCUGCUGCUGAUGAUGAUGAUGAUGCCUGCUGCUGAUGAUGAUGAUGAUGAUGAAGCCUUCCUGCUGUAGCGAUCAAUUUGUCUCGUAAAAAAAUUAUAGCAGUUGUUCUUAUUGCUAUUGCCACGAUUGCCGCUUUGUACUCUUUCUACCUCGUCGGCCUCCUAAUCUUUGUCCUCCUCCUCCUCGUUCUGGGCGUCGUAAUCUUUCUUCUCUUGCUUUGUCCUCCUCCAUUAUUCGCUUUCGGUCUGCAGUUGGUCUUGAGAUCGUCUUGACGAGUGAACAGGCUUCAAUUUUGGAAAGCAACUGAAGC
This is a messenger RNA of Chara braunii, 3329 nucleotides long. The record is from the annotation of a GenBank genome assembly. Lineage: Eukaryota; Viridiplantae; Streptophyta; Charophyceae; Charales; Characeae.